GUCAUGGCCGCUACUCUCCCACCCACACGGCGGCCAUACAGUACCAGCGCCCCACGGGACCCACGAGGUGUGACCCAGGACUGAACACUCGUGACUCUCUCAGCCUCCAUCCUCAAAGCACUUCAGAAUAUCCAGUUUUUCGAAGUGAAAAGCCACCGUUAUAUUCCUCAACUGACUCUGCUGCGAGGAUCCCUCCUGCCUGGCUGUGUAGAAAUGCAGACAAGACAAGGCCGAGACUGUGGCACCGCUGCGUGGCGAUUGGUGACGCUCGACUUCAGGUAGAGGCAACCCAACCAGUCCGAGCUGCAGUGUGUCAAGGUGCUGUGUCCUUCAUGGAUUCCCCAGCAGCUGCGAUAUUCCUCCUGGCUGUCCUCGCCGCCAUUGCCAAUGCUCAAUUAAUACAACGACCGAACAAAGAAGUAUCGAUCAAGAAUGUCCGCAUCCUGUGUAACAGCAACGAUAUCGUCGUCUCCAUCGAAACCAGCACGGCCUUCAACGGCAUGAUCUACCCCAAGGGGCUGUCCAAGAACUCCUCCUGCAUGGCGGAGUUCAAGGAGCAGAUCAGCCCCGUGUUGUACAAGUUGCCUCUCAAAUCGUGCAGCACCAUGAGCUCGGAAAUGGAUGACGGCAUUGAGUACUUCAACACGGUGGUGGUUCAGCCUCACAGGAAGCUCGUCACCAAUCAGGGGCGCGGCUACCACAUCCGCUGCAAGUACCAGACGCAGGAGAAGACUGUCACCAACGCCUUCAACGUCAGCGGAGACUUCGUUACGGACGCUGAAUGGAAGGCGCCAAACGGGUCCAGCUUCGUUGGCACCACGCCGCUGACUGCCACGGCGCCCAUGCCCGGCUGCUACAUGAGGAUCUUCGCCGGAACGCCUGACGAGAAGCUGGUGGCGGAGAACGUGCGCAUUGGUGACCCGCUCACCAUGUCCAUCUCGCUGGACGACCAGGAGAUCUACGGCAUGAAGGUGACGGACUGCCUGGUGCGGGACGGCUUGGGAUGGGGCGAGCAGCUGUUGAUCAACAGUGAAGGAUGCCCUGUCGACUACGAAAUCUUUGGUGCCCUGGAAUACGCCCCGUCCAAGACCUCGGCGACUGUCCGCUUCCAGGCUCACAAGUUCCCUUACAUCUCGUCUGUCUACUACCAGUGCAACGUUAAGCUUUGCAUCAAGAACGCCGGGGGCUGUGACGACGUGCCGCCCCUGUGCGUGGAUGGCGAGAACGUCCUGCGCCGUCGUCGUCGUAGGGACGUGGAAGUGGACGGGAACGGUGACCUGCGUGAAGUGGAGGCCGAGGUGGACGAGAACCUGACUAUUGAGGUUUUCACUGGUCUUUAUGUCAACGAGGACGAGGAGCAAGCGGACUCUGAGGGAUUGUCGGAAACGCAGUCGCCGGUGAAGGAGGAAGUGGAGGACGACCCCAACACCUUCUGCCUUUCCCCCAAGACCUUCGCCAUCGGCAUCGCCAUCGCCGGCCUCAUCCUCAUGAUCGCCGUCAUCGCAUCCAUCCUCAUCCUCAUCUCCCGGCGGCGCAGAAGAAAGGAGGACUCCACCACGGGCUCCUCUAUUUAUUCCAGUCCGUACACCAACACCGCCUACAGCCACUCCUCCUAGAUGGCGGCCGCGCGUGUAGCAAGUUGUGUAGCUUUAUUCUUUUACCCGUAAUUUGUUUGUAAAAUGCGUGAGACUCAAUCCCAAACAUGAACCAGUUGAACUUUGUGAGACUCCUGGGAUUCUGACUCCAAAUUGAAGCGCUUCACGGUACGGUACAUGAAGCAGAUCAGACGUGUUCAAAAACCUGAACGCCUUACGCUCCCCGCCCCGCCCCGCCCCGCCUCUGUGCGUGGUGAUGUCAGCAAGGUGGGCGGACGCGGCUGCCCGGCGAGGGACAGUGGCACCACUUGACCUGAACCAAGGACAAGCUGAGGUUCUCUGAAAAGACAGCUUUUCCACAGACUUGCUGUCCCAGGAAGUCUCCUGUGUGAGGGAUUGGUGUGCUAUCACAUGGAACACCUUUACAAAUGAGGCCUCCAUGUACCACCUCCUUGACACCAGUGAGGGGCUUGUGUCUUAUGGCACAACACAUUCCAUGACUCCUGAGCAGGAAGAACGUGUGACAAAGGAGAGAAGAUGGUAAAGGUACUUGGAUACCUAACACUUGACAUCAGUUGUAAUUUAUGGCACCAAAAUUCCUUGCUGAACUACACAUUUCUGAAGCACCAGAGAACCCAAUGCCUGUGAGUUAAGGCCUUAGUGUUGACAGACAGUUCCAGCUUUCAUCCUCACAGGUGCACUUAAUGGCAGUGACCAAGAAGAGAAUACUCCAGCUUUAGAGGUAUGGCUGAUCCUGGAACCUUCAAGCUCUAGUGGGUUGUAUAUGAAGUCUUGUUGAGAGAGUAAGCUAACAAGCUAAAAAGGCAUCUGACCUGAUGACACGGACAUACUCAUUAGCAGUGAGGUAAUUGUGAAAGUAAGAAAGUUUUUGAAGCAAAGGUUUAUGAUCCCUGGCUAGGUUUGGAGUCCUUGUAAUUUAAUGGUACUGCAAUUAAUAAUUUGGUUAACUGCAAAAAGUCUGUUGCUUCAUGUGUCUAUUUAAAUUACAGUCUGUUGCUUCAUGUGUGUCUACUUAAAUUAGAUCAUUAUACAGGGGCACCAAUUCAUUUCAUAUUGUGUUGAAGACAAAACAGAGUCACUGCCCACCAAGUGAAGACAAAACAGAGUUUACUACCCACCGAGUGAAGACAAAACAGUCACUGCCCGCCAAGUGAAGACAAAACAGUCACUGCCCCCCAAGUGAAGACAAAACAGUCACUGCCCCCCAAGUGAAGACAAAACAGAGUCACUGCCCGCCAAGUGAAGACAAAACAGUCACUGCCCCCAAGUGGAGACAAAACAGUCACUGCCCCCCAAGUGUUGACAAAAGUCACUGUCCACCAAGUGAAGACAAAACAGAGUCACUGCCUGCUAAGUGAUGUACAUACACAUUAUAAAACAAUUACCUUUCUUAUUAUUAUAUUGGAAUAGUACUGUAAUGGCAAUGUUCCAAGAAGCCAUCCCAUCCGUACAAGGACAUCUUAGCUUCUUACAAUUGCUAGUUCACACACACACACGCACACACACACACACACCUCUGCAGAAAGAGGUGGCAACCGAAAGAGCUUACAAGCAUAAAAACAAAAAUGCUCUCUCUCUCUCUCUCUCUCUCUCUCUCUCCAUAGACCCACAGAAUGUCCCCCCACGGUAUGUUUAAAAACCACAGCCUCUCUCUCUCUCUCUCUCUCUCUCUCUCUCUCUCUCUCUCUCUCUCCACAGACACACAGAAUGUCCCCCACAGUAUGUUUAAAAACCACAGCCAGUCAAGGCCUUUUACUAAAAGUAUCAAGCCUUUGUAAGUUUUUGGGUUUAACCUUAAUGUGCCACAAAGAAGACUCUUUUUAACCCCUGAAGCCGGCAAAAAACUAUAGUUUAAUCUAUACAACAUCCAGGAAGGGGAUACACUUUCCAUCACUGUAGUUUGUAGACCUUGUCAUCUGCCAAAUUUAAAUAAAGAUUGCUGUAAUA
This is a messenger RNA of Scylla paramamosain (green mud crab), 3563 nucleotides long. Its product is annotated as cuticlin-4-like. The coding region runs from base 333 to 1616 and encodes 427 amino acids. The transcript is spliced from 19 exons. Lineage: Eukaryota; Metazoa; Arthropoda; Malacostraca; Decapoda; Portunidae. The record is from RefSeq and is a predicted model, not a curated record.